Eimeria maxima is the source of this 5760-nucleotide messenger RNA. RefSeq names its product oxidoreductase, putative. The transcript is spliced from 23 exons. Gene Ontology annotation, cellular component: mitochondrial inner membrane. The record is from RefSeq and is a predicted model, not a curated record. Lineage: Eukaryota; Apicomplexa; Conoidasida; Eucoccidiorida; Eimeriidae. The coding region runs from base 1 to 5760 and encodes 1919 amino acids. Gene Ontology annotation, molecular function: flavin adenine dinucleotide binding; choline dehydrogenase activity.
AUGGCAGCGGGGAGGGCAGCCCGUGCGCUGCUACUCACAGCAGCUGCUGCAACAGCGGCAGUAGCAGCAGAAGCGGCAGCAGUUUCAAAAGCUGAGCCAGCAGUGGACACACCUGUGAGCCCCCUGUCUCAAGACACCUCAUUAGAAUCCCAGGAAACGACUGCUCCUCAACGGUUUAUUGGAACGGCACUGGAAGCCAUCGCCGGCGCAGACUUCUCGCUGGACCCUGUUGAAGUGUCGGGAGGAUUCUUUUCAAGAGAUCCCGAAUACCUGCCCGACUCCUUUGUUGAACAACUUCCAGUUGAUGAGGAAACAUUUGACUUCAUCAUAGUCGGUGGAGGAGCUGCUGGCUGCGCCCUUGCAGAUAUUCUUUCCCAAUCUGGGAAAAAGGUUCUCCUCCUGGAACGUGGGAUGCAACGCACAAAGUUUACAUCUCCAAACGCUAUGAGCGCCAGAGGGGCAGGAAUCGGCCUCGCCGAUGCAACCAUCUCCCAGCCUGUUGGUACGGUGCAAGGUGUUCGAACCUUCUCGGGAGCAGUCAUGGGUGGCGGCAGUGCCGUGAAUUUGGGAAUUGUGAUUGGCGAGACUGAAGACUACUUUAGAGAGAUGGCUCGCCAGUUCCCUGGAUAUAACAUUGACUACGGGAGGUUGAAGCGAGUGCGCCCUCGCCUCAUCAAGCACUGUCUGAAGCGCAAAACAGAAUCGUUUGCUGACUUCAGGGACGGAUUUAGGGUGCAUUUAGAGAGUAGCUGCACAAGAACAGGUGGCCUGGCGUUCUCUGCAUGCAUGCAGGCGUACGACUACGUGGCGUGGAAACUCGCCAGGGCCAUGCCUGUGCUACCUCCUUUCGGGAACGCCUACAGCGACGCUUUAGCAUCAACAGGCUACAAGUACUGGGGAGGAGGGGCUUAUCCUGAGCCGAGUUUGUACGUUCGGCCUGGGUAUCAGUGGGUUGGGUACUCUCUCUUCGAUUCUAGAAACGACUUCCAUAGAAACGCCUCCGACGCACUACUCGAGCGUUUGCCCAACCUCCACAUCAAGACUCGACACACCGUCCGGAAAGUUACCUUCGUAGAUACACCUCACAGAAAAACAGCCAACUGCGUUGUCUAUCGGCCCACCAAAUACCAAGAUAUACGACCAAUUGGCGACUUGUGGAGUCUUUUCCCAUCUUCCGCUGCAGACUGGGCACCGUGGGUUGGCACCUUCUUAGAGCCAACUUCUGUUCUGACUGGCGCCGGUAUCGAAAACUCCGAAACGAAUCUCCGUCGUGUCUGCCUUUCUAAUCCUGGGACAGGCCGUAUUGUUCUCAGCACUGGGGCCGUCCAUACGCCUCUUGUGCUCUACCGAUCAGGCAUCGGCCCAGCGAUUCAGCUGAGCUUGCUCAAGGUCCCUCAAAUUCUAGAGAACCCUGCUGUUGGGUCGGCGUUCUCGGACAGAGUCUUCCUCUCUAUCCCUGGUUUUCUGAAGCACUAUACCGACGCCAUCCCUCUCAUUAAUCCCAGCAGGUCGUUGCGCCGCCUUGCGGCAAACGAAGAGCCAGGAUCACAAAAGGUCACGAAGCUACGGUUGAUCUCUAAGCCAUCUUUUGAGCCGAUUCUUUCUCAAGAACAGCUUGAGAAAGCGAUUACUCCGGAAGUCCGAGAUGCUGUAAACAAAAUUCUGAACCAAAAUGUGCCCGUCGAAGUCAUAACAAUUGACGAAGACGAUGAUCCCGCUUUCAGAACUGGGUUCGAGCCUCCCGUGCUCCUUCCCGAUAAUCUCAUGUUUCCUGGACCGCUGCAAUAUCUUGCACCCGCUCUACAGCCUCGUGUCUGUCAGUUUAUGGGCCUGAGGCACAUAGGUCCCCACUGCAAAGGACACCAGAUCAAUGAUCGCAACCUCGGGUGCUCUCUUGUAACAAUGGAGGAGUUGUCUGGCGACCGACUAGCUGAAGGUUUUAUCUAUGCCUCCCGCUACAUGUUCCCCACUGCAUUUCGCAAGGACCCAAUCCUGGAUGCCAUAACAGAGAUUCUCCAGGGGUGCUCCAACUACCGUGCUCCCUUCGGCAUUGUGAUCUUAAAGCCUCUCUGUGUUAUUGCUCAGCCUGUCGUCAAAUGUCUCAGAAAAGCUGUUGCUCCGUUCUAUUUCACCUCCGAGCCUAAAUCAAGAGGAAGCAUCCGACUGAAGCCCACGGGCGAAGUGGUCAUUGACCCACAGUACCUGGUGGAUGAACAAGACCUGUUCGAUGCAAUCCGCGGCACUGCAACAUUGGUCGAUCAAAUUAACGGAGAAAGCUACAGGGGUAUUAUCCAGGAAAAGGGCCCCAAAUCGUGUCCACUGGCAAUCCUGAAUGGCUUGCUGGACAUUCUUCUUACUCUCGCCAGCACUACGUCUCCCUUCCUAACCCACUCCUCCAACUUUGCCGAAAUUCAGAGGUAUCUGCAAGACCUGAUUCCCCCAGAGUCCAGACGCUUGAGGAGGUUGAUGGUGGUGAACGACGCCUACCGCAUGAAGCCGGCUGUCUACGAGGACGAGGAAGGCAACGAAUACGAAGACUACAGUGCUUUCGUUGAACACAACGUCGACGAAGCAAAAAUGGAGAAACUGGGCAUUAAGCGCCGACUGGAAGAGGUAGGGUUUGAUUUCGUGUCUUAUCGAGCCCACGUGGAGGGCACUGACGAGUCUGCGAAGGAUCCAUCGCUACAUCUGGGUGCCAUUGGUCGCCGCCUGGAUGCUGAGCUGGAGAAGGUGUUGGGGUCAGAGAAGAUGGAUGAGCUGAAGAAAGCUGCAGAGUCCAUCAAAUCCGAAGAGAUACUUAGGGCCUCACCCAACGAGCCAGGCCUUCAAGAAGCCAUUGAAGACUGCAAGAAACCGUGCACACAGAAAGCCGUCGACAACCACACCUGCGCGAAGCUGGACGUCUGUUGCACAACUUACGGAAACAGCAAAUGCAUUCGUCUCCCCGGCCAGCCAACCCUUGCAGAUCAACAAAUUAAAGGUCCCUAUUCAAACGCGGAUGCUGCCGACAGCGGCGGUGCAGUCAAGAAGGAAGAGUUCCUUGCUCCAUUCUUUGGGCUGAGCGCUGUGGCAAGCGAAAAACCUGCGAGCCAGCAAUGGGCCGCGACAUACCCUCCAAGGCUGCCUAGUCUGUUUCUCACUCUGUGUUGCUCUCAAAACCCCAAAGCAUUAGCAAAGUUUGCUCUGUCUUACAUGACAAGCAUCGGACACACCUACGGCAGCGCCCCGAUGGGCAGAGUGGUAGACGACAAGUUCCAAGUCAUGGGUGUGAACGGGCUUUCUAUUGUUGAUGCUUCUGUUCUCCCUCAAUUAACCCGAAUGAACCCAGUCUACACGGUCAUGGCAUUGGGCAGAAUGGUGGUACAACUUAAUUUCCUGCUUGAGCUUUUAGAAACUUUUGCAGCAUUCAUUCAUUCAUCGUGCAACAAGAAAUCUCAACCGUGUCAUCAGAUACACGUACGGCGGUCCGCUGGCAGCGUUCUACUACCAGUUGUGCAAUACCGGCGGGACUUCUGCGAAUUUCUUGCCUUUAAUUUGGCGCUUGCCAACUUUUAUUGCAACUUCGGGGGGCGCGAGUCAAUGGGCAACCAUCCUUCGCAUCCCUCUAUUCCUCUUGAUGGGUAUUUGGCUGUACGGGCUUCCAUAGAGGCCCGCUUUCCCCCUUCCCAGGAGCUCCGUCAAAUAAAGCCAACUGAAGCUACAGCCUGCUGGGGAGCCCCCGGUGGAGAGCUGCACGCAACCCUCUCAGGGGGGCGCCCGCAGGAGAAUCCAGUUGCUGGAGAACCAUGCAGAUCCAAUGUCCCACUACUUUUGAACAGGGUUGCUGCGGGGGCCCUCGUCCCUCCUACCCUCAGUGUCGCUGAAACCACCGACACAAACUCAGAUUGGGCUCCCGACGAGUUCGAAGCAGCAGCAUCUUCAGAAAUCUUGGGUGGACCCUCGCAGUCAUUCACAAGGGAGAAGGCACCUCGUGUGAGGGCGCAAUCGCCCCAGCCCUUUCCGUCGAUGUCACACUGCUCAUCGACGGUGUCUAGGAAAGCAGGGACCCACAAGCAGCAGCUGCCAGAGCGUGAAAUCAGCGGUAGCAGUAGCCGCAGCAGCAGGAGCAACAGUAGCGGCAGCAACGACGGAGGUUCCGCAUGCAGCACACGCAAGGUAUAUGCUGUGAGCGCGUUUCCCGGUCCUAGCAGCAGGCCGAAGCAGCUGGAUGCGACACUCGUCGCGUCAUCAGGAGGAGCUCAAAGACCAAGGCAGGACAGGAGUCAGCAAAAGAACUCCAGCAGAAGCCCACCUGGUGCUUGCAUUGCGGACCAGCACAAAGCAGGGUUUCCCGUGGGGACCCGCCAGACACGUGUUGCUAGAGGGGCCCCUGAGGGGCGCGCUGCUGGUGUUCCAUCGGCGGGUGCUGAGGAACAUGAAAUGUUCUGUCCCCUUUCGCCGAACUCAGCCUUGGGAUCUUGCACUCCGUCGAAAGCAUCGAGUAAAAGUGCCCCCAAAACGAUGGGGCAGACAGCCGUUUUUGUCGGGACGACUUCUUCGUCUCAUGGCAUGCCCGCAGAAAGAAACAUAUCUUAUGGGCCUGCAUGCAACCACCUUCCUUUUCUUGAAGGCAGAGCGCUGCAGGCGCUGUUACCGUUUCUCUUUGGACGGACUUUGGGGAUCUGUAUGAGUGUCUGCGUGCACUGGUUUAUGAGGAUUAGCAACGGUCUUGCUGAAAUGUGUUCCCCCAUCGUUAGAGGUUUUGAAGCGUCUUACGGGAAGUACUUAUACCCUGUUAACGCCACCGUGAAGCUACAGGCGCUGCACACUACAGAAGGAAAUGGCGUCCGGCUAGACUGGGUUAUAACUGCGAAGGUGUUGCCGCCCUCUGCAAAUCAUGUACUUUCUUUGGGUUAUUGUUUUAAGUACCGCCCUCCUUCUUCUCUCAACGGCUGGCACGCGCCUUCGCGUUGCACUUUUACAGGACGGGACUUCUCGGGUCGGGCUGACGGAAUCUCCUUGAUGUCUAGCAGAUCUUAUCUGCGUAGACUGCAAGGGGGUUGCCAGAGCCCAGGAGCUAUCAUACGGCCCCCAAGCUGCGCUUUGGGGGAGGCAACUGAGCAUCGGAGAGAAGCACCCAUGUUUUCUGUUGCCGUUGCGCCUGCUGCAAGCAAACGGCGGCUGUGGCUGCAUCGGGACAUGUGCAGAUUUCACGGAGAUGAGACCGGGCAGGCAGUGUCGUCUCAUUUGGGCCCUGUAUGUGUAGGGGAUUUCGUGGAAGUGCCAGUUGUUCUCUCAAACGGCAUAGGGGCGUCUGAUGUGUCUUCGAUACAAUGGUUCCCUAUUAGCAUCGCCAGAAGGGUGCCGAGGGUCCUCUCGGGGCCGAGAGCUUUCGAUGCAGCGUCUAAGGGCUUAUAUGAAGGAUGCAGCUUGGAACUGCAGUAUACUGAGUGGUUCGACGGCGAUCAAUACCGGCACAUGACCACCGAAAGGUUGCAGAGGGCUGAAUGCUUGGAACCAGAAUUACAUCAUGAAUCCACGGAGUACUCCGGUAUAGAUCUGCUCGUCAGGCGGUCUCUGUACCGAGCAAUGCAAGAAGGUACAGCUGGAGCGGCUGCGCAGCGAGCUUGGGGUCUGCAAUGCAAAGUGGUUUCCCAAGAGGCGCCCAUUGUUUUCCCCUUGACACGCAAAGGUCUUCUACACGACCGAUCGACCUGCCUUCAGCUCCGCGUGGGUGACACAUUGGAGUCGUACUUAACAAUCGGGGGAGCGAAUGUUUGA